Molecule: messenger RNA, 5114 nt
Organism: Paramuricea clavata
Lineage: Eukaryota; Metazoa; Cnidaria; Anthozoa; Malacalcyonacea; Plexauridae
Source: the annotation of a GenBank genome assembly
AGGAUAAGUCUCAUGGUGAUAUAGAGAAAAUAAAAAGUACAGUGAUGUGGUGCUUUGGGUACGUCGCCCUUUAUGGUCCACCAAGGUAGGAGGUUUUGCACUUCAUAUUUUCUUCUUUUACCCCCCCCCCCCCGAAAUUUCGGCAGAAACUAUAAACAUGGCCACGAAUUUCAAUACGUUGGAAUGUUUGUUGAUCUUAUGACACCAGAAAAAUGUCCAAACGCAGAUAUUACCAAAACCUCCCACAUGCAGUUGAUAAGGGAUUUAUUUUAUUUAUUAUAUACAUGACAAAAUUACUGCAAUCUGAUUGGUUAAGAUCAGUGCAAUUAAUGAUUAGUGAAUAGUACACUCUCUACGAGUGCAAUUAAUGAUUUUCGUGAUGGCUGGGGGGAGCGGGAAAUCAAAACAACAAAAUCCAAUAUGGCGGCGAAAUUUAAAUAAGUAUUUUUAACAAAUGUGGACGAAUUUAACUACAUUUUGGCACAAAGAUGAGUUUAAAAAACAUUGCAUGGCAAAAAGAGCCUGUGGAAAUACCUGGAAACAGUCUUAAGAAAUAAUAUCGGCGGGAUGCAGCGAAACGUGACUAUGUAAGUUUGUAAUACAAUUUAUCAAGAUUUUCUUACUCUAAAAUAUGUUGUUUGAGUUUGAAUCGUGUGUUCUAGUUUAAGUUAUGUGCCUUUAUGAGUUUACAAUAAUUUCCCAAGUUUGUUUAUACCAAAUUGCUUACAAAAGAAUUAAAAACUCUUGACAAAAUGCAGUUGAAUUUUAAAGAAAGCGAUUUUGUCAUGCAUAUAAUAAAUAAAUAAUCACACGGGCAAGUCGCGCAAUGUACUGUUUAAUAAACGAGUAGGAGUGUUUUAUCACAUAUAAAACACGACGCGUAGCGGAGUGUUUUAUAUGUGAUAAAACACGAACUACGAGUUUAUUAAACAGCUUCAAAAACGUCUCAGUUAGAUCACGGCAUUGGCGAAAUAAUUUUCCAAAAUAACUUUGUAUAUUAGCUGAGAAAUUUGAAGCGUGUUUUAUCACAAGUUGAAAUUUGAAGCGUGUUUUAUCACAUAUAAAGACACGGCACGCUUAUGAUUUCUCUUUGUGUUUUCCUCAUGAAUUAUCAAUGAGUUUUUGAAUAAUUUGCAAGUGAUGAACCAGGCGGGAAUCGUAAUCGUAUUAUAAAGAUUAAUGCCCAGCAUAUCGUACGUUAUGCUGGGCAUUAAUCUUUAUAAUACGAUUUUUGAAUAAUGAAUUAAGGCCAUUUUCCACUAGGCCGAAUUUUCCGCGCGAAGCGCAAAUUUUUCUUUGUCUUGUGAUUUCUCGGCUGGAACUAAUUAGAAAAGACAAAGAGAAAUUCCGGUCCGCGCGGAAAAUUCCGCCUUGUGGAAAACGGCCUUAACACUACUCGUGCUAUUUGAAGUAUGUGCCAAAUUGCACUCGCCUCGGCGGCUCGUGCAAUUUUGGCACAUUUUUCAAAUAUCACUCGUAGUGUUAAUCAUUAAUUGCACUCCUUCCCGUGUGAUUACCUAUAUUAACACAGCGAUUGUUUUAUUUUUAUUUUGUUUAGUCUUAUCGCAUCAAGAUUAGAAACCAGCAUUUACCGUAUAAUCAGUCCUCACCUAGCCCAGCCUAAGGUACGGAUAUCAAAGGCCAGCAAGGUCGUUACGGGAAAGUAAAGUUCACUUGGUCAGAUUCAAUGUUUUAGUGGUCUGGGCCCUGUUGUAUAGAAAAGUAAAGUUAAAGUUAACUAUAGUUCGUGCGAAAGUACAAUUGAACUGCGAAAUGGAUAGUUAAAAAUAGUUAAGACUAUAGUUUUGCAAUAUUUUGAUGCUGCAAAUGUACAGUAAGGAGUCAACGUUGUAGAGAGAUCGGUGGAAUGCUUCUUGAGAACAUUGUGGUUUUUGCAUGAUUUCUUUGCAGCACCCUUGCAUUUCCUACAUUCUGAUACAGCUUUAGCUGUACCUUCGGCUUCUUUGUGAUUAAAACACGACCCCAUCAGCUGUAUGCUGUAAAUAUCUAUCGUGUUAAAAUAAAUGCUAUUAUUAUUAUUAAAAGAAAGAAUAUUGUCUCAACGCACGAUUGCUUCCCAAAAUUCCUCCCCCGAGUCAGAUCUUGGUAAAUCAAUAUAUAAUUUGACCGGAUAAUGGCACCAAAAAGUUUUAUUUUUGCAUUUGAAAGAUCUUCUUACAGAUUUUUCAUAGCCUGCGUAGCAGGCGUUUAGUGCAGGUGGGAGAAGAGAGGGCGUCGUCCUCUCUACUAAACGCCUGCUACGCAGGCUAAUUUUUCACAGCUGGGCUGAUUAUUGAAAUAUUUUGACUGAAAGCAAUGAGCUUUAUGCAUAUUACGUCACAAGUGGGGUCACACAAGUUUUUUAUCUUGGCAGCCAGCGAACAAUAUGAACCCCAAAUUAUUUUUUGUUUCCUGUUUCAGAUUUCGAAUUGAAUAAAAACAUUUUAAACAACUUUUGAUUGUAACUUAGACGUAAUUUUAUAAGACUAACCCCACUCCUAACCUCAUCAAAACAAUUGUUAAUGAUGUUAAGAAUUAAUCCAAGAUGGCGGACAGCUCAUUGCUUUCAGUCAGAAUAUUUCAAGAGUUAAGCUUGAUAUUAAAAAUCUGUAACAAGAUUUUAGAGAUAAUUUUGCACGUUCUUUCAAGUGAGACAAUAAAUUUUUUGUAAGUAGGAUGUAUUUUCUAACCGAUUGCACUUUAUCAUUUUUAAGGAUCUUGGUGUGAAACAGAGUUUAAUUCAUUGUGUUGAACUGAUAGCCAAGGCUUGUCAUCCUAACCAUUUACAGCAAGCGCAGUUUACUUUCUCGAAACGGAAUGAACUGUUGAAGCAUAUGAUUGUAAGUAUCGCCCAGAGUUACGAAACUUGUUCAACAUUCCUCCUGGUAAAGUUUCGAGUUUUCAAACCUCGAAUAUAAAUUGCAAAAUAUAUAAAUUAGGUCAUUCUAAAUUGGCUUCUUAUUCCUACUGACUGGUAUUUAGCGUUGCUCAGCAGGUUGAUCGCAUUGCAACGAUCGCGAGGCGCAAUUCGUUGCAAAUUUUUACUCUUGAGGCAUGGAAAAGACGAUUAAAAUGUUUAAACAUCACAAAGUAUGGAACAGAGUUAGUGUGCUUUGUGUGGAACGAGUUGCGUAUCACAAUGUGAUGUUAGGUAUACAGUAUAUAUUAGCUAUUUUUUUAUUCAACUCCCAAAUUCUACCAGGAAUCAUUAACGACCUUCAGAUAUUUAAGGCAUAGCAAACAUGAAGAACUAGGGUUGGGCGAUAUUAAAAGAAAUCAUCUCACGAUUAUUGUCGAGGAAACUAUCACGAUAUUCGAUAAUAUCGCGAUAAAUCAAUAAAAACAAUGACCAGUAAGCUUAUAUAUAAUCUUAUUAAAAAACAAGUAAAACAACAAAUUAAAGUAAUAUGAAGGCUUUUUUCUAGUCUAAUAUUUACUGUUCAUAAACCUGAACUGUCUAUUGUGUGUCUACUGUGUCUCCACAGGCACAAAUGCUGUGGGUACACAGUGCAAGCGAGGCCUGCAAUUUCAUUGUUCAGCGGCUUACUAACUCACCAAGGCUUACUAACUUACCAAGCCUUACUCACUUACCAAGGAUUACUAGUUUACCAAGGAGUACUAGAUUACCAGUGAUAAGUAGGGAUUAUUAGGAUGUAUAAAAGUUAGAAUGGUAUAUUGCUGACCGUAACACCAAGAAUUAACCAAUAUAUCGUAUAUUCAGGAAAUAGUUUUAAUUAUAAUAAUAAUAAUAAUAAUAAUAAAACUUUAUUUAAUGAGGGAUUACACUGAUUACUUAAUAUAGUAUUCUUCCCAAUGGCCCUCGAUAUCUAAUAGUAAUAUAUAAAAAGAAAAUCCUAUUGAGAGUAACAUUGACAAUGAGUAAUAUGCUUACAAUCGAUGCAGCGGAAUUUAUUAACGUGAUCUACUUCAUAAUUCAAUUGAAUAAAGUAGGUUUUGAGCUUCUUUUUAUAGGAAUAAAUUGAAUGAUUUUCAAUAUCUUUUAAUUCGGAAGGUAGGGAAUUAAAUAAACUUGCACCACUGAAGGAAAUUUUGGAUUUUGCUUGCGUAGUCUUAACUGAUGGAACUUUUAAGUCUGUAAUAGACGAUCUAGUUGGAAUUGGAUGAGAGUCGCGAACAAAGACAAACAAUUUACGAAGAUCCGGCGGCCAAGAAAUUCUAUUAAAAACAAUUUUUUACAAUCUUUAUAAAAGCUAUAUACACAUGCGAAGCAAUAUCACGAUAGUCAACGAGCAUGACGAUAAUUUCGAUAUAUCGUCGCUCAAGUUUCUACCUUCGAUACGAUAAUCGCGAUUGAAAAUAUCGCGAUAAAUCAAAAUAUCGAAAUAUCGCCCAACCCUAUGAAGAAGACGUUUGGCUGUAAAUACUGUAGCAAGGCGUAUUGUGAAUGACCUUUACGAUGUUUUGCGAAUUGAAGCUAUGAAGUACACACUUUUUGUGACAAAUCUGAAACAAGUCGAGGAACAAAUUGUUAUCACCCUGUUACAAAGUUACAAGAUUGAUGGUGGCAACAGACUUGUUACAAGUUGUUCCAACAAUACUAAUACAGGCUGUCCGUAACAAGUUGCUACGAACUUGCUGUCACCAACUUGUUAUAACAAGACGAUUGAUCAGCCUUGCCGGAACAACUGGCUGCAAGACUGUUGGGCGCAUCAAUCUUGUUACAACUGAUUCCAGACUUGCCAACAACUGGAAACGAACAGUGCGAGCACGCCUUGUUGACGAGCUGUGCGAUUUUUGCGCGUGUACGUUGUAGAAUGUACACAUUUUCACAAACUUUUCAAUAUCUCAAUAUGAUAACCCGCCUUCCAAAGGGCAUUUCUUUCAAGUGGUCGUGCAUAAUAUAAGCGGGCCAUCUAGAACGCACGCGUAUGACUGGCUGUUUAAAUAUUUGUCAGUGUAGAAGGAUACAGUAUUAUUAAUAUUCACUGUUUUCGUAUUUCAUUCCUAAGAACUAUAUCAGCAAUGAGUCCUGGUCAACGUUGACAACAGAAACAAGAGGAAUUGCUAUCACCGCUUGUACGCAGUUAAUGUAUCCUUUCUAUUUAAACAAUCAUUGUAUCAUCAACAUUGUAUCAAUCAUUGUAUCAUCAUGA